UACGCAGGGGCGGACUGACAACUCAUGGGGCCCCCAGGCAAUAGGGGAUCAUGGGGCCCCUGUGUCCUUGCCCAAACUCAAAAAAGCCUAUCAAAAAGGUACCAGGGGCAUCUCAUGGGGCCCCCUACUGACCCUGGGCCCUCGAGCAGUGCUCAAGUUUCCAAAUGGGCCAUCCGCCCCUGCAUAUGAACAUAGAGGGGGAGGUGUGUCAUGAAGAAGCCCAGUCUAAAAAACCUAUUUAAUGUUGCCAUGACAGGUUUUCUUUAACUGUAAAAUUCCAUAUCUUAAUUAAUUUAUUUUAUUUAAUAAUUCCCAAGAUAACU
Staurois parvus is the source of this 323-nucleotide messenger RNA. NCBI's taxonomy places the organism in Eukaryota, Metazoa, Chordata, Amphibia, Anura, Ranidae. The record is from the annotation of a GenBank genome assembly.